GUUCCUCGCGUUCCAGGGCUGCGCGCGCGCCCCCGCCCCGGAGUUGUCAUCUUUCCACCGGGAGAGAGGCGAAGGGCAUCGGGGAGACCGACCGAGUGACGGACCGAGUGACCGAGUGACCGAGUGGGCAGCCGCCGCCGCAGCGCGUUUCUCUGGAGUGGACCGUGGACGUCUACUUCCUUCCUGUCGUGGUCGUGACAUCACUGGAGUUUUAUUUCCCUCCUUCGUCGCUCUGAGGUCGAGGACCGUCCCGUCCCGUCGGACUGACCGACCACCGCCGCCCUGCGUGUGUGUGUGUGACACGUUUUAAGGACUGCUUAUGCACCGUUUAAGGACUUGCGCGGCGCGGUUGCGUCCGCUCACCGCCUCGCAGGCGGCUCAGACUGUCGGCCAGCAGCGCCCAAUCACAGUCGCCCCCGCGGGCGGCCCAAGGACGUUUCAGCCAAUCAGGUGCUACUCGGCACCGGUGGCCUCGGAGCCGUUCCUGAAUGGGACAAGCUCCAACUACGUGGAGGAGAUGUACCUGGCCUGGCUGGAGAACCCUCAGAGUGUCCACAAGUCGUGGGACGUGUUUUUCCGGAACGCGAACGCCGGCGCUCCUCCCGGCGCCGCCUACCAGUCUCCUCUGGGUCUGUCGGCGACUCCUCAGCUCUCGUCCAUGGUCGGAGCUCAGCCUAACGUGGAGAAGCUGGUGCAGGACCACCUGGCCGUCCAGUCGCUCAUCAGGGCCUAUCAGAUCCGAGGACACCAUGUGGCCCAGCUGGACCCCCUCGGCAUCAUGGACGCCGAUCUGGACUCGUGCGUCCCCACUGACAUUAUCACCUCCUCCGACAAGCUGGGCUUCUACGGUCUAGACGAGUCCGACCUGGACAAGGUGUUUCGUCUGCCCACCACCACCUUCAUCGGCGGCUCGGAGAGCGCCCUCCCUCUGAAGGAGAUCAUCCGCCGCCUGGAGAUGUCGUACUGUCAGCACAUUGGGGUUGAGUUCAUGUUCAUCAACGACCUGGAUCAGUGUCAGUGGAUCAGACAGAAGUUUGAGACUCCAGGUGUGAUGCAGUUCACUCUUGAGGAGAAGAGGACGCUGCUCGCCCGCAUGGUCCGCUCCACCAGGUUCGAGGAGUUCCUCCAGAAGAAGUGGUCUGCAGAGAAGCGUUUUGGUCUGGAGGGAUGUGAGUCUCUGAUCCCUGCUCUGAAGACCAUCAUCGACAAAUCCUCUGAGAACGGAGUGGAGAACGUCAUCAUGGGCAUGCCUCACAGGGGUCGUCUGAAUGUUUUGGCCAACGUGAUCCGUAAAGAGCUGGAACAGAUUUUCUGUCAGUUUGACUCCAAACUGGAAGCAGCUGAUGAGGGCUCUGGAGAUGUGAAGUACCACCUCGGCAUGUACCACCGCCGCAUCAACCGUGUGACGGACAGGAACAUUACCCUGUCCCUGGUGGCCAACCCCUCCCACCUGGAGGCUGUGGACCCCGUGGUCCAGGGGAAGACCAAAGCUGACCAGUUCUACUGCGGAGACACCGACGGGAAUCGGGUGAUGUCCGUCCUGAUCCACGGUGACGCAGCGUUUGCAGGUCAGGGGAUCGUGUACGAGACGUUCCACCUGUCCGACCUGCCGUACUACACCACGCACGGCACCGUGCACGUCGUUGCCAACAACCAGAUCGGGUUCACCACGGAUCCCCGCAUGUCUCGCUCGUCUCCAUACGCCACCGAUGUGGCCCGAGUCGUCAACGCUCCCAUCUUCCAUGUCAACGCAGACGACCCCGAGGCCGUCAUCUACGUCUGCAAGGUCGCCGCCGAGUGGAGAGCCACGUUCCAUAAGGACGUGGUGGUCGACCUGGUGUGUUACCGCCGAAUGGGCCACAACGAGAUGGACGAGCCGAUGUUCACGCAGCCGCUGAUGUACAAACAGAUCAAGAAGCAGAAACCGGUUCUGCAGAAAUACGCCGAGAAGCUGAUCUCGGAGGGGGCGGUGAGCCGCCAGGAGUACGAGGAGGAAAUCGCCAAGUACGAUAAGAUUUGCGAGGAGGCGUACGCUCGCUCGAAAGACGAGAAGAUCCUCCACAUCAAGCACUGGCUGGACUCGCCGUGGCCCGGUUUCUUCACUCUGGACGGACAACCCAAGUCCCUGAGCUGCCCCUCGACUGGUCUGACUGAGGACGAGCUGACCCACAUCGGACAGGUGGCGUCGUCCGUCCCGGUCGAGGACUUCACCAUCCACGGAGGUCUGAGUCGUAUCCUGAAGAGUCGAGCGGAGAUGGUCCGGAACCGGAAGGUGGAUUGGGCACUUGGGGAGUACAUGGCCUUCGGGUCACUGCUGAAGGAGGGGAUUCACGUCCGGCUGUCGGGACAGGACGUGGAGAGAGGGACGUUCAGUCACCGUCAUCACGUCCUCCACGACCAGAACGUGGACAAGAGGACCUGUAUUCCCAUGAACCACCUCUCUCCAGACCAGGCGCCGUACACCGUCUGCAACAGCUCGCUGUCCGAGUACGGAGUCCUGGGGUUCGAGUUGGGUUUUGCGAUGGCGAGUCCGAACGCUCUGAUCCUGUGGGAGGCCCAGUUCGGAGACUUCCACAACACGGCCCAGUGCAUCAUCGACCAAUUCAUCUGCCCGGGUCAGGCCAAGUGGGUCCGACAGAACGGCAUCGUGCUGCUGCUGCCACACGGCAUGGAGGGCAUGGGUCCAGAACAUUCUUCAGCCCGUCCAGAGAGAUUUCUCCAGAUGUGCAACGACGACCCAGACGUCAUGCCAAACCUGACGGACGACUUCCCGGUCCGUCAGCUCUACGACUGUAACUGGAUCGUGGUGAACUGUGCAUCUCCUGGAAACUACUUCCACGUCCUGCGACGACAGAUCCUGCUGCCGUUCAGGAAGCCGCUGAUUGUCUUCACUCCCAAGUCUCUGCUGCGUCACCCGGAGGCCAGAGCCAGCUUCGACGAGAUGCUGCCCGGGACUCACUUCCAGAGGUUGAUCCCAGAAGCUGGUCUUGCGUCUCAGCGUCCUGACGAGGUGAAGAGGUUGAUCUUCUGUACGGGGAAGGUUUACUACGAACUGACCAAAGAGAGGAAGGGCAGAGGACUGGAGGGAGACGUGGCCAUCGCUCGUAUAGAGCAGUUGUCUCCGUUCCCGUUCGACCAGGUGAAGUCGGAGUCGGAUCGUUUCCCUAACGCCGACCUGGUCUGGUGUCAGGAGGAGCACAAGAACCAGGGUUACUAUGACUACGUGAAGCCUCGCAUCAGGACCACCAUCCAGAGAGCCAAGCCCGUCUGGUACGCUGGUCGAGGCCCGGCGGCGGCUCCGGCCACAGGAAACAAGAACGCUCACCUGAUGGAGCUGCGGCGCUUCCUGGACAUGGCCUUCAACCUGGACGCGUUCAAAGAUCAGCAGUAGACCUGCAACCCCUGACCCGACCAUCCUGGAUUCAGUUUUUCACACACACACACUCUGUUCUCUGUACUGCUGAGGAAAUACUAACUGUGUGUACUAAUACAAAUACUGCAAACAUCAUGUAGUGGAAGUAAACAGAACAUAAGUACUUUGUAGUACAAACAGUUUGACACCUUGUAUUACUUCACUUUACUGUGUACUUUGUACUUCCUGCUACUGCAUUAGUACACUGUCCUCACUGUGUGUACUCACAGUGUUUACCCAGACAAACAAUCAGAUUGAAACUUUAUUUUUGAUGAGAUAUUUUCCCGCUUGGUUCAGUGAAGUGAUCAUAUGACCUUUGACCUGCAGCCUCACAAUGACCUGGUCAACAAACAUCACAUGACACACGCUCAGCUGUUCAUAUACACUCUGCAGUUUGUUUUCUAGGUAAUAUUAAUGAGACACACAGUACUGUUUACUACAGCGUGUACAAGUACUGCCGCAGCCUCGGGCUUGGCUCCACCACAGCAGCAACUUUCUGAGCAACUAGUUGCCUCAACCUGAGUUUUCUUUGAGUUUAGUUAAUUUAUUCAUAUCAGACUUUUUUCUGAAGCUUCACUUUGAAAAACAUGUUUUAUUUUUAUCAUUAUUAAUAAUAAUUAUAAUAAAUAACAAAGUUGUCAGACGUUGAACCAGCGAUUCUCAAACUUGAGCCGAAAGAACUCUGGAGGAACGAAAUGAAAGAAUUAUGCUAAAUUUGCCAAGAUUAAAAAAUAUAUUUUUCAAAAUAAGAGAAAUAACCAAUCUGGUUCUGAUUGUCCACUCUGGUUCUGACAACAAGGAGUGAUGUUGGAAAGAGCUGCAUCUGGUGGAGUGGAACCUGAAGCCUAAACCCUCAUGACCUUUGACCUUUCAACACACACACACACACACACUCUCUCUCUCCUCCAACAGCAGGUCAGCUGUUACUACAGAGGCUUCAGAAAACAGACAGAGUGAUAACUCCUGUUCACUUUUUAUGAUCUUCAUCAUCAUCAUCGCUCCUUCCUCUCAUCAAACACAAAAAAAAUCAUCUUCACCUGAAACGUUGCAGGAAACGAUUGUCUUUGAACGUGUCAUUAGCAUAUUCAGCUGCAGGUGGAGGUGAGGUCGCUCGUUAAGGAAAGUCUGUAAUUAGUCACCACGGCAACGCUUAACUGGCACACUGAGCUUUUAUUUUGAAGGGACGUCCGGGAUCAUGAUUAUUCUCUCUCUCGUCUUUGCCAAACUGCAUCAGAGCGUCGCCGCUUCUCAUUGGUCGUUUUUUUUUUCUUUCUGUCGCCAGAAAAUAAAAUAAAAAAAUGAAAUAAAAUAAAUCUUCUGGUUUGACGCAGUGAACGAUAAAACGACGGCGGCGGCGGCAGCACAAGAAGAAGAACCCGACUGCAGGUGGAGUUUCUGUGCUUCUGUCAAAGAAAAUGAUUUAUUUAUUUUCAUAAAGGGGAUUUUUUUUUCUAAUUCUCUUCAUUAUUUUUGCUUCAUUCAAUAAAGAAUUCUACUGAA
This is a messenger RNA of Scophthalmus maximus (turbot), 4912 nucleotides long. It is a transcript of the gene ogdha, whose product is annotated as oxoglutarate dehydrogenase a. Lineage: Eukaryota; Metazoa; Chordata; Actinopteri; Pleuronectiformes; Scophthalmidae. Bases 320 to 3391 code for a protein of 1023 amino acids. Gene Ontology annotation, biological process: tricarboxylic acid cycle. Gene Ontology annotation, molecular function: thiamine pyrophosphate binding; oxoglutarate dehydrogenase (succinyl-transferring) activity. The record is from RefSeq and is a predicted model, not a curated record. The transcript has 23 exons. Gene Ontology annotation, cellular component: oxoglutarate dehydrogenase complex; mitochondrion.